AUGGUCGCCCUCGAAGAGUGCCACGCCAAGGGUUUCAUGCACAAGUCUCUCGGCGGGUGCAACGAUGCAAAGGACAAGGUCAGCGAGUGCCUCCGCGGCGCGCGCGCGAAACGCACCGAGGCGAACAGGGCCGCGGCGAAGGCAAAGCGCGAGGAGCGCGAGAACCGGAUAAAGGAGCUCAACAAGUCACUUGGUCUCGACUAG
This is a messenger RNA of Colletotrichum spaethianum, 204 nucleotides long. RefSeq lists its product as uncharacterized. The record is from RefSeq and is a predicted model, not a curated record. The coding region runs from base 1 to 204 and encodes 67 amino acids. Lineage: Eukaryota; Fungi; Ascomycota; Sordariomycetes; Glomerellales; Glomerellaceae. The transcript has a single exon.